UUGUCUUUGAGAGAGAGAGAGAGAGAGAGAGAGAGAAGAGAGGGGAAGGAUUUUUAAAAUCAUUUUUUUGGCAUCAACUAUUAAGCAGUAAGGGGUUUUGUUUGCAGCAGUGAUCUUUUUGUGGGGAGGAUUUGGCAGGAGAAGCAAACAAUAUAGAGAAAGCCUAAGAGGGAAACAGAGUUAUAAGAGAUAAAAAGGAAAAAAAAGAAGAAAGCAAAGCAGUGAUCUUUUGGGGUUUUUUUUCUAUUUCUCCAAUCUCCUCCUUUUUAUUAAUCCAUUUCUUUUGUCUGUCUCUUUUAUUUUGUUUUUGUUCAUCACAAAUCCAUUUCCAUGCUCAGUCGAUUUCUUCCCCUUCUCUAUCAAACCAGAUUCUUGCUUAUAGACUGAAAUCCCCCUUCCCCACUAUAGAAAAGAUUAAACUGAAACAGAGAAAGUUUUCAAAAUGGUGACUGGUUGGAGAAGAGCUUUUUGCACUUCCAUUCCCAAGAAACAAGACAGUCCAGUUUUACCAGAAAAACAACAGCAACAACAGCAAAGUAAUAGCAGCAAGAGUCCAAGAUUUACCUCAAAGUUUGGGUUUUUCUCCAACCCAUCAACGCCAAGAUUACAAUCUCAACCUGUUUCAAGCCCAAGUCUUCGUUGCCGAACCACUUCCACCCCAACUUCUUCACUUCCCAAUAGCCCCAAGCUCCAUUGCAAAACAUCCCAUUUCUCCAAUCCUUCUUCCCCUAAAUCCCCUUCCAGUUUCUCCCUCCUUAAAGCCACUCUCCGCCUCUCCAAAGGUGGUCAAUGUGGAAUCUGUUUACAGAGCGUGAAAACAGGCCAAGGAACGGCGAUUUUCACGGCGGAGUGUUCCCAUUCCUUUCAUUUCCCUUGCGUCGCCGCCCAUAUAAAAAAGCAACAAUUACUGAAUUGCCCCGUCUGUUCCACCACCUGGAAAGAGCUCCCUCUACUCUCCCUUCAACAAACUGAACAACCUAAUAAAACAUCUGUCAAGAACAUCAAAACGAAGUCAUUUCGAGUCUAUAACGACGAUGAACCAUUGGCCUCCCCUGUUUCUCUUUCUCAGUUUAAUCCCAUUCUCGAAUCGGAAGAAACCGAAAACGACGACGUAGAAGAGGAAUUCCAAGGGUUUUUUGUUACUCCGAGGAUUGGUAAAGAAAUUGGAAUUAAUGAAAGAAAUGUGGACGUUAGGUUGUCACAAGAGGCGGCGAUGUUGGCAGUUGGGAGGAGUUAUGAAAAUUACGUGGUGGUUAUGAAAGUGCACGCGCCAACGGUGACGCGUGGGUUGAAGAGGGCUCCGAUUGAUUUGGUCACGGUGUUGGAUGUUAGCGGGAGUGGGAUGCGGUUGCAGAUGGUGAAACGCGCGAUAAGGUUGGUUAUCUCUUUGCUUAACGAAACGGACCGUUUAUCGAUCGUGGUUUUUUCGUCGAGCUCGAAACGGUUGUUGCCGUUGAAAAGGAUGAGUUCCAACGGACGGAGAUCUGCAAGAAGGAUUGUGGACGCACUGGGAAGCAACGGGCAAGGGAUGAGUGUCAAUGAUGCGCUUAAAAAGGCGGCCAAAGUUUUGGAAGAUCGCAGAGAGAAAAACGCUGUUGCCAGCAUCAUGAUCGUAUCUGACGGUCAGGAUCAACAGUCCCAAACGAUUUCUACCAAUCAGAACCUUCCAGUUGUUUCGACCAGGCGCCUGGCAACGCAUUCAGAAAUCUCUGUGCACUCCAUCGGUUUUGGCACAUGUACUCACGCUCCAAACGAUGACGCGUUUUGCAAAAUCGUGAACGGUCUUUUAAGCGUGGUGGUUCAGGAUGUGAGGCUCCAACUGGGAUUCGUAUCCGGGUCAGCCCCAGCCGAGAUUUCAUCGGUCUAUUCAUUGACGACCCGACCAGCUUUAGUCGGAUCGAAUUCGGUGCGGGUCGGGGAUUUGCACUCUAACGAGGAGAGAGAAUUAUUGGUGGAACUGAAAGUACCCGUAUCUACGAGUGGAUCCCACAGGGUGAUGUCCGUACGAUCCUCUUAUAGAGAUCCAUUUACUCAGGAGAUGGUCUACUCGAGGGAUCAAAGCCUGUUAAUACCUCGGCUGCCGCAGUCCGUACGAUCAUCUUCUCACAGCAUUGGACGGUUGAGGAACCUCCACAUCAGCAUACGUGCCGUGGCGGAGUCUCGUCGGUUGAUGGAGCGGAACGAUUUAUUGGGGGCGCACCAUUUGCUUACAUCGGCUCGAGUUUUGUUGAUGCAAUCCGGUUCGAGUUCGGCCGAAGAAUUUAUUCGCGGGUUAGAAAUUGAGUUAGCCGAGUUGAACCGGCGGCGCCAGAGACAAAGGGUAAAUAAUAAUGGUCAGGUGGAGGAAAAGGCUGAGCUGUUAACGCCGACGUCAGCUUGGAGAGCAGCGGAGAGAUUGGCUAAAGUGGCGAUUAUGAGGAAGCAUAUGAAUAGAGUUAGCGAUUUGCACGGCUUUGAAAAUGCCAGAUUUUAGUUUUUUUUUUUAUUUCUAUUUUUAUCCCACUAUUUUGUAGCACAAAACAAUUAGUAGUAUAAAUUUAUAAAUAAAUAAAAAAUA
Durio zibethinus is the source of this 2557-nucleotide messenger RNA. RefSeq names its product putative E3 ubiquitin-protein ligase EDA40. The record is from RefSeq and is a predicted model, not a curated record. Lineage: Eukaryota; Viridiplantae; Streptophyta; Magnoliopsida; Malvales; Malvaceae.